Molecule: messenger RNA, 5097 nt
Organism: Silurus meridionalis
Lineage: Eukaryota; Metazoa; Chordata; Actinopteri; Siluriformes; Siluridae
Gene: cdr2a
Product: cerebellar degeneration-related protein 2a
Exons: 6
Coding region: 245-1558 (437 amino acids)
Source: RefSeq, a predicted model, not a curated record
CUACUUGAGUGCACUUCGUAGCGAGCACGUCGACGCUGUUUAAGGGCACUAUGUAGUAAACAAUGUAUUGAUUUGGGACACUUCGGCGUCCUGCGUGCUGUGGAUGGAGUUUGCCACGUUGCCGCAGAUGCAGAACAACGCCACCGGGUGUGUGUGAGCGCGAGCGCGCGUGUGUGUUACAACGUGACCUGAUGUCGAACGCGAUUAAGAGUUUCGUUGUGGAAAAAAGUAUAAAUUUGUAAAAAUGCUCGCGGGUGUGAUCGUGGAGGAGGAAUUUGAAAAGGAGCAGGAGCUCUGGUACAGCCGGAAAGAGCUCGAGCAUGAUCUCCACUUGGCCGCAGAGUUGGGAAAGUCUCUGCUGGAAAGGAACCAUGAGCUGGAGCAGGGCCUUCAGCAGAUGUACUCCACCAAUCAGGAGCAGCUGCAGGAGAUCGAGUACCUGAACAAGCAGGUGGAGUUGCUGAGGCAGAUGAACGAUCAGCACACUAAAAUGUACGAGCAGCUGGACGUGGCGGCGCGAGACCUGGAGACGAAAAACCACCAGCUGGUGCAGGAAAACCGCACGGCCCAAGGAAAGAUCCAGAGCCUGACCGAGACCAUCGACUCGCUUCAGUCUCACACGGAGAGCCUGCAGAAGCAGGUGGAGGAGCUGAAGGCGUCGCAGUCGGAGCGCUCGAGGAGAGAACGUGAAGCCGAGACCCGGCGAGGCCUGACUGCUCAGAGCGUCUCCUGCCUCUACGACCUGCACCGAGACACUGCGUUUCUGGUUCCAAUGUUCUUCUGUAGAAAGAUUCCAGAGGAGAUUGACAAGAGCCGCAUCUCCUUCAGAGGAAUUUUGGGCAAGACAAGACGUCUGCGUGAUGAUCGCUCGUGGUUGGUUCUGGACAUGGGCCUGGUGGAGGAGGAGAGAUCUUCUCUGCACAGCGCCUUGCGUAGCCUUCACUCCCAGCUGAGCAGCGAGCGCGAGCGGCGCGAGGCGGCCGAGAAGGUCACGGCAGUGACCGAGCACGAGAACCGGGCACUGGAGGAACAGCUGGCACAGCUGGAGAAGGCGCGACGGCACCAAGCUGAACUGGAGGCGGAGGUGGAGGAGCUGCGAGAACUGUGGCGCUCUGAACCCUCUGCCGUCAGACCCACGGACUCGCUGGUGGCCGACGACGUGUUCUUCCUCUCUGAAGAGAAGGGGGUGGAGUCGGGGGCGGAGUCUGAGGCAGAAGAGGAAGGGGCGGAGCAGGACGCAAGACGCAACCACGAGCUGACCUGCAUUCGGCGCUCUGAGGCGGUGAGGAGGCGCGGCAUCUCCCUGCUGAACGAGGUGGAUGCGCAGUACGGCGUCCUGAAGACCAAAUACGACGAGCUGCUGCUGCGCUGCCAACGUGGAGACCAUGCCUCCAGCCACAAAUCCGUCCAGACGCCCGCCGUCGCCUCCAUCAAACAUCAGCCCGCCUCCUUCAUCGAUGACACGUACCAGCCCGAGUACCGGGCGCUCUUCCAGGAGAUCUUCACGUGUAUCCAAAAGACCAAAGAGGACCUGAGUGAGAACAGGAACAAACAGUGACCCCGCCCCCCCAGGGGUUUUCUUUGUUGGUUUGAGCAGGCAGUAUUCUCAUCAGGCUCCACCCAUUUUACACCACUUUCUUUCUUUGUUGUUUUUAUUUUUAUUUUUGCAUAUAAAUGGUUUAGGUGAUACCAAGACGCACUGCAUUGUGGGAUACCAGUGCACAUAUUUAAGAUUCCACACUCGUCACGUGAUUUUUGCAGGGGUUUUUUUCCACGCAGUUACUUCGUUCCUUUUUUUAUAUUUCAUUUCCACUUUAUUUAUUUAUUUAUGUAUUUAUUUGAACAGGGUUUUGACACGUCGUUAUGUUCACGCGUGCAGUGUAGUGUCUUCUACCCAUAUACACGUGACCGAGUGUCGCUCAUUCGUGUGAUGUUGGUUUACACCGCCCCCUGGUGGCAUUACGGUUGUCUGUUCUGCACACCGUUUCCCAUCAAAGAAAACUCACACGUGAGAUGUUGAGCUUUAUGGGGAUUUUUUUUUUACACGUGACUGAUUCAGAUACUUUUGUGGAACCUUCGGUUUUUGUUGACGUAUCGCUCCGGCCUCUGAUUUAUGGUGCUCUGUGACUGAUAUGGAGUACAGCCAUCACCACACACACACACACACACACACACACACACACACACACACGUGUGACAUUCAUGAUGCUCCGCUGCUCUGCACUUUAUUCUCUUUCAUGUAUUUCAGGUUUUUUUUUGUUUUUUUAAACAUAUUUAUUGUUUUUUUUUUUUUCUAUGUGUGAAUGUAAAUAUGAGCUUUAUUUUUUUUAAUUUAUUUGGAUUUGUUUUGUUCAGUCACUGUGUAUUUUUAUUUUUUUGGGAAACACUGAGUUGGACGUUUUUCUUCACGUGUUUAUAGGAAAGGGCUGAAGCUGAAGGCAGUUGAAUGAAAUACUGAAAUGAAAAAAUCGGGAAACUCAUUUGUUCUUUUUCUAAAUGAGGUCUAGACGUGUUGAUGCUGUCUGAUGUUGGAUUGCUCCGUUUUGCACCGGAGCCGUGAUGCAUUCAGCGACUCCUGUGGUCUUUUCUCAGCCACGCCAUAAUAAGGAGACGCUGGAGUAUAUUUUGUAUGACAUACACUAUACAGCCGAAAGUUUGUGGACACCUGACUAUAAGAUUGACCAUAAGGUUACAUUCAUCUUGUUUAGUAGGCUUGGAGCUCUAGAGCAGGAGAUCUUCUUGGAGCUGUGCACUUUGGGUCAUGCUGGAACAGGUUUGGGUCUCCAAGUUCUCCCAAGUUAAUGAAAGAUUUUAAUGCUAGAAGAACCACAAGCAGAUGGGAAAGUCGGGUGUCCCAAUACUUUCGGCUUAUCUAGUGUGGAUUUGACCCGUCCUCGUUAAAAGGUCAAUCAGGAAGGUCACUGUAAGAUGUUCGAGCGAGUUGUAGUUCGAUCCGGAAUUAACUUGUCUUUUAUCAUUUUCCACGUCUGGACAUUUUCACACCGUGAUACCAGAGGAUUCUGGAGGGAAAAAAAGAGCGAGCAUGAAAGGAAAGAAGGAGCAUUUGCAGGAUUUUUGGAGGGUUCUGAGAUGAUCGAGGAGAUGGAUGAAGGGUGGAAACGUUCGAACACGUAAUGGUCAAUGAUGAUGUGAUUUGCGUGAAGGUUGAAGAUGGAAAGGUGGUGAUUGUAUGUGUUAAUGAUGGAAACCAGGUGGAAAAUGUUUUUUUUUUUUUGGUCGAUUUUUAAGUUCAAUUUGAGAUGGCGGGACCUUUUUUUUUUUAUUACUACUAUUUAUUUAUAUUAUUUAGUUUUGUACUAAUUUUUUUUUUUUUUUACAAAUUUUUACCCGAACAGGGCCACCAAUAAUUACUAACAAGAAAAAAACGAGUAUGCCUGUUUAAGUAUAAGAGCUGAUAUUUAAAUUUUUUCCAUCUUUUUCUCCUUCUCCAAGUGUACAACAAGCCCCGCCCCCUCAUUUUCGGUUGGCUGCCAAGGCCAAGGAUUGUGAGGUCAAAAGUUAAUUUUUUUCCCCGUUGUUGUUUGUCGUAUUUCCAUUCGGUUGCAUUUCCCAAAGCUACUGUUAUUCGAAAAAUUGUAACCAAGAGUUUUAUCGCCAUAGCAACGCACGUAAGUAUUAAUUUGUCGGCAGGCGUGAUUGGUGUGAUCGUAACGUUUUUGUCUGGGAAAAAUAUAAAUAGAUGGGAAUAAAUGUAACGCUUCAUCUAUUAAAAAAAAAAAAUAGAUUUCAAUAUAUGUUAUGCAGCCAAAAGUUUGUGGACACCCGAACUUAAGAUCGCUAAGUGCUUCUUUCUGAACCUUUUGUUCCACAUUUAGUCCCAAUUUUGACUUAUUAUAAGAUCGAUUCUUCUGGGAAGAUGUUCCACUGGAUUUUGUGGAGAUUCGUCCAGCCACAUGGUUGUUAGUAAAGGCAGCUACUGAUGUAUAUUUAUAUUUAAAGCACAACCACAGCAAAAUCUUUCAUUAAUCUUCAAUGUUUCAAUCUAAUUGGCACCGAAGCAAGACGCCGACCGAAAUCCAAUAGUUUUCUGAGGUAAAACAUGGCGAAUUUUAUAUUCCUACUUCUCAAUCUCACAUUUAAUGAGAUCAUUGUAAAUCACUCUGGAUUAAGGAAUCUAAAAUUUGGAUUGGAUUAGACAGCAAUUUCUCAUCAGCUUUAGACUGUGGUUUGUGCUACGCAAAAAAAAAAAUCCGAUUAGCUAGCUAGUCAGGUACUGAUGUAGGUGAGGUGAGGGGGUUGGAGCUCUUAGCGGGAGAUCUUUUACUCCAACCCAUGGAAAGCAUAUCUUCAUGGAGCUGGCUUUGAGCACAAUCCUGAAUGGAAAUGUUGUGCCAGAGAUAUUUGGGGAAAGUCGGGUGUCCCAAUACUUCGGUUUAGGCUUCGUUUAUUUGUAAUAAAAUGCGAAUUGUUCACAGUAUAAUAUACAGUAGUAUUAGUGUAUAUAAUAACGUCAAAUGACCUACUAGAGAUCCGUUUAUUUAACAAGUCGUCGACGGAAGUCAGCCUGUAGUAGAUAGACAUAAAAAAAAAUUCCGCAUGCCGCACCAGGAGCGUCCCGAUUGGUCGGCUGACUCGUUCGCAUAUUCGUAUUAGCGAGGAAGAUGUUAUAAUACAGAUGAAUUUAUUAAUCGAUGAUUAUUCCUACGUGAGGAAUGUUUGUGUGUGGAGAUCAGCAUCUUCGGUUUGUUCGGCCGUUGUUAAAGGCGCUGAAAUAGUGAUUAUUUUAUUUCCCAUGCUAACACUUUAAAGGGAAAAAUUUAUUAUAUAGUAGCUUUGUGCUUUUGGGCCAGAUGCUAACUUUCUUUAGCUUCAGUACAAAAUACUUCAUUCAAAAUAAACACACAUUCUUGAUCAUUUCAUUUGAUUUCCUCACCCAGCUGUAUUUCAGAUGUUAAAAUUUUUAUCACCGUUGUCGAUGAAACGCUUAUAAAUGCUAAUGUGCAUUACUUGUAACAUGGUGCUGAACUUUGUAGCUAAACGCCAUUCAAAUGCCUUUUUUCCUCUGUAAAGAGUUAAAGCACGAGGGGAAUCGUAUCAGGGCUUUAGCCGAUCAAAUAAAGAUCAAAUGCAAUUCAA